AUGGCUGAUGAGGACAUACAAGCGGUUCACCGGGAGGAAGUGGAUGCCUUACUCGCCAUCUUCCCCGAGGAUGUCGAGGCCAUAGGCGAGAGUAUUGUUUUGGACAUUCGGCGGGACUGCCAGCUACAAGUACACCUCCACGCUGAAUAUCCAGCCAGUCGAGCACCAGACUAUGAACUGAGCGCCAACUGGCUACAUCAUCCUCACGGACCCGGGUUGCACGACCUACUCACCUCUACUUUUGUACCCGGCAACCCCGUUCUCUUUGAGUGGAUUGAAGUACUUCGCGAGUACUUGGAGGACCACUGCCCUCUUGACGAGCUGGAUGGCGAGGUCAAACCAAAAAAGGUACUGCCACCUCCACCGGAGACACAUACGGGGGAUCCCAUCUUGGAUCGCAAGUCCAGCUUCCAAGGUCACGUGGCUGAGGUGCAUUCUCUUUUGGAAAUCAAGAGCUUUCGCAAGGCUUUGCUAGCCAAUGGCAAGAUUGCACGCGCCACCCACAACAUGCUUGCGUAUCGCAUCUGGCACGAGCCAACGCAAGGCUAUCUUCAGGACUAUGAUGAUGAUGGAGAACAUGGUGCAGGGUCGCGCAUGCUGCAUCUGCUUCAGAUCAUGGACGUCAAGAACGUUGUUGUCAUGGUCAGCCGCUGGUAUGGAGGCAUCCACCUUGGACCAGAUCGAUUCAAGCACAUCAACAAUGUAACCCGGGGUGUGCUCACCCAGUUCAAUUUCGCAGACGAAACAGGUGGGUGCAAUUGGAAGAGAUCCCCUCAGGGGAAAGAAAGCGGCGUGUGUGUGUGUGUGUGUGUGUGUGUGUGUGUGUGUGUGUGUGUGUGUGUGUGUGUGUGUGUGUGUGUGUGUGUGUGUGUGUGUGUGGAAGGCACGCGUGCACGACGAGCAGGCGGCAAGGGAAAGAAGAAGCGCUGA
Messenger RNA from Monosiga brevicollis MX1, 930 nucleotides. RefSeq lists its product as uncharacterized. Bases 1 to 930 code for a protein of 309 amino acids. Gene Ontology annotation, cellular component: cytoplasm. The transcript is spliced from 9 exons. Gene Ontology annotation, molecular function: protein binding. The record is from RefSeq and is a predicted model, not a curated record. NCBI's taxonomy places the organism in Eukaryota, Choanoflagellata, Craspedida, Salpingoecidae. Gene Ontology annotation, biological process: regulation of translational initiation.